AAAAUGAUAGGAAAAUCAUUUGCUUGGCACUGUGGCGCCGCUUUUUUUUUAAGACUUUUAUUCGUGGCUUAUUCCAGUUUCCAUGAUAAGAAUUUCAAUGUUCCAUACACAGACGUUGAUUAUAAGGUAUUUACUGACGCAGCGAGACAUGUUACCGAAGGUAAAUCACCUUACGAUCGUCAUACUUAUCGUUAUACUCCCUUUAUUGCUUGGCUACUGGUUCCGAAUGUAAUAAUUUUCCAGGAUUUUGGGAAAAUCAUUUUUUCUGCUUUCGAUGUGUUAAUUAGCAUAUUAAUAAAGCAGAUUCUACUGAAAGAGAAAUGCAACGCCGAGAGAGCGAGCUUUUGCGGAUAUUUGUGGCUCUACAAUCCCUUGGCCAUCAUCAUAUCAACUAGGGGUAACGCGGAUUCCGUGGCUGUAUUUUUUGUUCUCCUCGUCAUGUACUAUUUGCAAAAUGAAAAUUGUUAUCUCGCCGGAAUUCUCCACGGUUUUUCAAUCCACCUAAGAUUAUAUCCACUCGCGUUCAGUCUGGCGAUGUAUUUAACUUUGCGUAAAUCAAAUAGCAUUCUACCAAACAAAAAUCAAAUCGUUUUAGUUUUCAGCUGUAUUUUUUCCCUGAUUGUUUUUACCUCUCUCAGCUACUAUUUAUACGGGUAUAAAUUUUUGUACGAGAGUCUAUUAUAUCACUUAAUAAGAAAAGAUGCCAGGCAUAAUUUCUCAGUUUAUUUCUACAUGCUUUACUUAUCAGCCGGCGAAGUUCCCAACAUUUUACAAAAAAUUCUUACAUUUUUACCGCAAUUAAUUUUAUUGAUCGGAUUAUCAUUUUUCUAUUCAGCGAAACGAAAUCUUUCGUUUUCAAUGCUUUCGCAAGCUUUAGUCAUGGUAACUUACAAUCCCGUAAUGACUUCGCAAUAUUUUUUCUGGUUUUUAUCCUUGCUACCAAUUUGCUUACCUCGUUUAAAAAUGACCCUCUCAAAAUCGAUUUUUUUGAUCACGAUAUGGUUGCUGGCUCAAGGUGUCUGGCUGUUCACCGCAUACUUACUUGAAUUCAAAGGCAUAAAUUCCUUUGCUUGUAUCUGGUUGGCCGGUAUUUUAUUCUUUGCCGUUAAUAUCAAAGUUUUAAUCGAAGUUAUUCAAAGUUACCAAUAACUAAACCCUAUGAAUAUUAAAUAAACUUGAAACUGGUUUAAGGGUAGUUCUAAUGAGAAUUAUUAACAAUAAGAAAAAAAAAAACCAUUUUCAAAUUACUCGCUACGUUUAUCUUAAUGUUUCUUGAUUUUAUUCUUGCAGGAAUACAAAAUACUUAUGUACAGAUAGUUUUUUUUUGUUCGUUUUUUUUUGGUUUUUUUUUAAAUCAAUAGCGAUAGGUUCUUAGUAGGAAUUUAAAUUAUGAAAUAUAAUAUUAUUAUCAUUAUUGUUAUGAAUAUUAAUAUUAUUACAAGUAAAUCUAAUCGUAAAUUACUAGCCUAUGUUAACCAUGAGCAAGGGCAUUCCUUGGAUCAUAUUCAGAAAUAUUAUUAUUCGAUAAUUAAUCUAGUUUUAUUUUAUUAGUUUCUCUUCUGUUCACGGAACAUAAUUAAGUCGAAUUUAUAUAAUACGAUGUAUUUUCACCAUCGUAUUAAGUGAAUUAUUCUAUAAAUAUUGUUCACUUAUUACAAUAUUAUUAUGUCACCUUCGUUGUAACAGGGAAAAAAUUAAAAUUCAUUGCGUUUCGUAAACCACACGACCUUUUGGUGACUUCGUUAUAAAAAAAAAUAUUCCGUUAUACCCGUAUAUGUAUAAUAAUGUGUGCGAUAAUAAAACAAAUUUUGCAUUACGAUAAGAAAUUAAUUUCACAAAUCUGCAGAAAUUCUACAAUAAAAAUCAGUUGUAUUUCUUCCAUAUCAUAUAUAUAUUUCUGAAAACGAUCCAAAUUUCGUACAGUUUUCAUCAGAUUAUUUUAUUUUAUAUUCCUUUUUUUUUCUAUAAAAUAUUCGAAUGAUUUUUAGUUUUAUUUAUAUCAAUUUAAUUUUGUAUUCAUUUUUUUCUCCUUCCAACUCAAAAUAUAAGCCAUAUCGUUUGACAAUUUGGCUCGAUUCAGCAACAACUUUAUUCGAGGAAACUUCAUAGCGAAAUAAAAUUAGUCAAAUAGGAAAACCUCCUACACAACUGCAUAGCUGCGAUGGAUAUCCGUGUUCUUCAAAAUUAUGUACACGUUGGUGAUAUUUAGAAAAUUUUUACUACCAAUUAGUUAUUAUAUCACUCCGUUAAAUACAAUUAUACAUAUUUUACAAAUUUACAGCGAAACAUUGACUUACCGUUAAAUUAUAAACUCUUUUCUUUCAUUUCCCCCUUUUCUUUCUUACUUUUUCUAUUUAUCUUUGUUGUUUUUUCGUUUGUUGAAUAAACUUUUUUUAUCGGUUCUUUUCUCCCUAAAUAAUUUACAACAAAUCAAGGUGUUCAAAUAAUAAAUGAAUAUUUGAGUAAUAUGUAUAUGAAUAUGGCAUGAUUUAAUAAAAUAAAAUAAUAACAUUAGAGAUACAAUAUUUAAUGAAAAUAAUAUAUAAGAUAAUGGCUAUAAUUUUUAGAUGUAUAUAUAUACUAUGUAUAUUCAGUUUAGACGUAUGACGUGUAAAUUCUGGAUAGACUAUGAAUAAUGAUAAUAUAUAUAUAUUCAUAUACUCAGAGAAGUAAACACAAAAAAAAUAAGAAGAGAAUAUAUAUUCGUAAUUGUCAAAUUUAUAGAGGUCUUUUUUCAGUUUUCAUAUGUAACAGAAUUUACUUUCCAUUAUUAGGUAUAUUUUUUCUUUACUGUUUAAAAUCGAAUAAUAUAUUCUAAUACAAAACUUAUAAGUUCCAUCUUAUUCGGAAAUAAUAUUUAAAACAAAUUAAAGCACUCGGUUUAAUUACUUGUUCAUCGCAAUGUUAAACAUAAAACUUUUAAAUGCGUAUAUUAAUUCAAUUGAAAAUAUACAAAACAUAAAAUAUAUAAAUUGUCUUUGGCAACAAAAAAAAGUUAUUCCAGCCUUAACUUCUGUACGUGCAGUAAAAUCGAAAACAAUUUGAGGAUUAUUGUAUCGUUCGUAAUUUUUCACCCCUUACUUGGUUUUCUGUAAAAUUCGAAAAUUAAACGAAUACAAGCCGGAGGUAUAAAUUAAAUAAAAUUUUCGCGAACAUGCAAAAUCAAUAUUACGUAUAGAUUAAUAUUCAUGCCUACAAUUAAUAUUUCAAACAAAUAAAUCUAAUCAUAAGUUAUAAAAUGUGUAAUUAGGUAUACGCGGUUGUAAUGGAAAAGAAUUUAAAAAAUUAGAAAAUAAAAUGAUGUUGUCAUUAUUA
Athalia rosae (coleseed sawfly) is the source of this 3315-nucleotide messenger RNA. It is a transcript of the gene PIG-M, whose product is annotated as GPI mannosyltransferase 1. Gene Ontology annotation, cellular component: membrane; glycosylphosphatidylinositol-mannosyltransferase I complex. The coding region runs from base 4 to 1149 and encodes 381 amino acids. Gene Ontology annotation, molecular function: alpha-1,4-mannosyltransferase activity; GPI mannosyltransferase activity. NCBI's taxonomy places the organism in Eukaryota, Metazoa, Arthropoda, Insecta, Hymenoptera, Athaliidae. The record is from RefSeq and is a predicted model, not a curated record. The transcript has a single exon. Gene Ontology annotation, biological process: GPI anchor biosynthetic process.